AUGGAUUGUCGGAUCCUUUUAUGUAAUACAUACCAUCUUGGGCAUCGACCUGGUCAUGAGCGUGUUCAAAAAGCCGGAGGAUUGCAUAAAAUGAUCAACUGGCCGCGAUCGAUUCUGACAGAUUCUGGUGGUUUUCAGAUGGUAUCGCUAAGCAAACUAAUGUCCGUCGACGAAAACGGUGUCAACUUUGAGAGCCCUCACACAGCCGAAAUGAUGUCAUUGACGCCGGAGAUGAGUAUUGAAAUACAGCAGGUUGGCAUUGCAAUCGGCGGUUUGUCAGGAGGAGAAGAGAAAUCCCAGUUUUGGCGGGUGGUAGCAUCGUGCUGUGAGGCGUUACCAAGCCAUCUGCCUCGUUAUGUGAUGGGUGUUGGUUUCCCUGUGGACUUGGUGAUCUGCUCCCUAUUAGGGGCCGAUAUGUUCGAUUGUGUUUACCCAACAAGGACGGCAAGAUUUGGCACCGCUCUCGUUCGUCGAGGUGGUCUGAUGCACUUGAAUCAGAAACAGUUCGCCGAAGAUUUCAAACCUAUUGAAGAGGACUGCGAUUGCAACACAUGUCAGACCUAUAGUCGUGCCUAUAUCCAUAUGAUAAUGAAUAAGGUAGGAGCCAGUUCACGAUUUGAAUCGUGUCCGCAACACAUGGUUCAGUGUGGUUCGCUGCGGAUGAUGGGGCGUGUGUGA
Molecule: messenger RNA, 678 nt
Organism: Cooperia oncophora
Lineage: Eukaryota; Metazoa; Nematoda; Chromadorea; Rhabditida; Trichostrongylidae
Source: the annotation of a GenBank genome assembly